AUGGCGCUUGUGGAGGUGGUGGUGGUGACAGCAUGGUGGUGGAGGUGGCAGCAUGGUGGUGGUGGUGGUGGUGGUUGUGGAGGUUUUGAAGGAGGUGGUGGUGGUGGUGGUGGAGGUGAAGGUGGAGUUGGUGGUGGUGGUUGUGGUGGAGGUGGAAGUGAAGGUGGAGUUGGAGUUGGUGGUGGUGGUGGUGGUGGAGUUGGUGGUGGUGGAAGAGGUGGUGGUGGUGGUGGUGGUGGCGGCGAUGGCGGUGGUUGUGGAAGUAGUGAAUGUGGUGGUGUAAGUGGUGGAGUUGGAUGUGGAAGUGGAGGUGGUGUUAUUUUUUAA
This is a messenger RNA of Prunus armeniaca (apricot), 327 nucleotides long. Lineage: Eukaryota; Viridiplantae; Streptophyta; Magnoliopsida; Rosales; Rosaceae. The record is from the annotation of a GenBank genome assembly.